ACCGACUGUUUCCAUGGAGGAAAACUCCGAUGGGUUUAAUUUCUAAUCGGCAGAAGGUCCACCCCUGUGAUGGUAUUCUAUUUAUAGUAUCAGCUGUUGCGAUAUAAAGAUUUGCAAUACAACGGUUUUGUUGUGCGGAUGUGUGAGGCACGCUUUCAUUUUAAAGGCAAAAUUGUGGCAAUGAUCUGACAUCAGGGCGAGGGAUGAAGAAUACAAUCAGAACGUGAAGAGGUUGUGCCCAAGAAAACAUAUCAUACUAUAGUGUAGCCAUUGCCAUGGCAACUAGCGCUGUCCCUAGUGACAACCUUCCCACGUACAAAUUAGUGGUGGUGGGGGACGGGGGCGUGGGGAAGAGCGCCCUCACCAUUCAAUUCUUCCAGAAGAUUUUUGUACCAGAUUAUGACCCAACCAUCGAGGACUCCUACCUGAAACACACUGAGAUUGACGGACAGUGGGCCAUACUAGAUGUUUUGGACACUGCUGGUCAAGAGGAGUUCAGUGCUAUGAGAGAGCAGUACAUGAGGACGGGCGAUGGCUUCCUCAUAGUGUUCUCUGUCACAGACAAGGCCAGCUUUGAACAUGUGGACCGCUUCCACCAGCUCAUCCUCAGGGUCAAAGACAGGGAGGCCUUCCCCAUGGUGCUGGUGGCCAACAAAGUGGACCUGGUUCAUCUGCGUAAAAUCACCAGCGAGCAGGGACAUGAGAUGGCUGCCAAACACAAUAUAACAUAUAUAGAGACAAGUGCCAAGGAUCCUCCCAUGAAUGUGGACAAGGCCUUUCAUGAGUUAGUCAGAGUUAUACGGCAGCAGGUGCCGGAGCGCUGCCAGAAGAAGAAGACCAAGUGGCGUAGUGACCGUUCCACAGGCUCUCACAGGAUCCACUGUGUGGUGUUGUGACCACGCUCAUCUGCCUCCUCUACAUCUGCCCCCCCCCUCUUCAUCUUCCUCCUCCCCCUCCCCGCAGGGCAGGGCUGGAAUCAGACCGGCACGAGAGGGACCAAGAAUCGGAGCAGAGAGGGGAGUGAGGGAGGAAGGGAGGAAUGGAGCAAGGCUAGCUGACACAAGACCCAUCCACCCGUCUCAUUGGGGAAUGGGGUGCGAAUCCUUUAGCUGGGUGGACUAAUGUUUGUGAUGCUCCUCCACCCUCAUCCUCCUCCCCCCCCCUCCACCCGCAGACCAGUCCAAGGAUAGCACUCCAGUCACAUGCCUCAGUGGACUUACUUGAGUGUUGCUCCAUGUCUGGGAUGAUGCUGUGCAUGGUUGUGGGGGGGGAUACUGGAAGGGUCUGGGGCAGGGUGGGUUUGGGAUGUGUGGCGGGACCCAUGGUUCAGGUGCUUGUGCUAUCGUUGGUGAAAACCCAUUGUGUGAGUGUUCAUUGUGAUUGUGGUUCUCCAUAGUGUUGGAUUUCAUUGUGAAAUGAAAGCAAGUAUGUUGUGGUAAAAAGAAGAAAAGAUAAGUUGGUGGAAGCUGGGGAAAUGUAAAACUGUAAAGGCUAUGUAAUAAGACGUUUAACUGGUUGAGUAGCAGGCAUUCAAACUCUUGCUUAAGAUUAUUAGCCUUAAGAUGCAUCGUAGUCUAUUACCUCAAAUACACGCUACAACUCUGGGGGCAGGCCAUGCUUCAUCACUCCAAACAGGAAAGAGACCUGUGAUAAUACCCAACACAUCCAACCGAGUCCUCUAGUGGAAUGGUAAAGGGCCCCGGGCACUAGCACAGGAUGUGACUGCAUUUCAGGGGUUAGCUAAGAAGCUGCUGCCAGUCACUAGGGGUCACAGAGGGGUCACAUUAGGGGUCACUAGAGGGGUCACAGAGCUAUCAGGGGACCACUCACUGGAAGCACCAAGAUGACUGGCUUUUUCUGGCGGAGAAUAUUUAACAACCUACUAAAUGGCUUGUACUGUUAAGCACAAAAAAAAGACUUUGGGCUUUUUUUUUUUUUGUCUCGUUGAAAAUCGUCUCUUGAAAAUAGACGAAAUGAAAAUAACUUUGCACUUUUAACGAUCGAUUUCUGACUUUCAUAUCAGCAUGUUUUUCAAAUCUGCAAAUGAGAGUGAAGGCAUAAUAGAAGACUUCAUGCAAAAAGGCGAAAAAUGUACCUGUCGCUAUGUAGCCCAAUCUGCCUGUGUAAGCCUGUCCAUCAGUUACAGUGGUCAAGAGAGACUUCAUAUUCUGCUAUGUGGAGUAAGAACAAAAUAGUAAAGUAAAUAAUUUCGUGUCUGAUGCUUCCUUCUUUAAAUCUUUCCUGGAGUCGGCGAGGGAAUUCCUUUUGCUGGACUUGGAAGCAACAGACAUGGCAAACUUUGGCAGUAUCACGAACGAACACAGAAGAUAAUAAAUGUUUGUCUGAAGAAAGGUUAUCAUAUCAGUUAUGUUUGAUACUUUUUGUAUUGUUGAUAUACAGUUCUUGCAAGUGUUUUUGAAAAGAAAAAACAAGAAUAAUUUAUUACUGUACCUGUUACCUCAUUGUGUUAAUAACUGGCUAAUGUCUGACCUGAAGAGCUAGACAGGGCUCCCAAAAUGAUGGCCUUUCAAUCUAGCCUCAGGGUUUCAGUAUCUGAAGAAUACAAAUAAAAUAUUGGUUUAUUUACUUGUU
Messenger RNA from Hypomesus transpacificus, 2592 nucleotides. It is a transcript of the gene mrasa, whose product is annotated as muscle RAS oncogene homolog a. Gene Ontology annotation, biological process: signal transduction. The transcript is spliced from 6 exons. Gene Ontology annotation, molecular function: GDP binding; GTPase activity; GTP binding. The record is from RefSeq and is a predicted model, not a curated record. Lineage: Eukaryota; Metazoa; Chordata; Actinopteri; Osmeriformes; Osmeridae. Bases 276 to 896 code for a protein of 206 amino acids. Gene Ontology annotation, cellular component: plasma membrane.